UCACAUGCGAGACGGGAUAUACCACCGAGACCAUCACGGGAUCUACAUGUUGUAGUACGUUUGUCUCUAUACCUCAUCUCACUAAGCUGCCUUCUUGGCGGGCUGCUCGUUUGCUAACAGACCUUGCCUUCUCACUUUCACCUCGACACGCUUACCCCGCUCGUCGGGUACAAAAAGUCGGCUCGUUGCCUAUGCUAUACCUUCUUGUCGCAACAAUCCAAUAUGGCUCACUCAGCACCACCACCACCUGACGGAAUGUCCACGGAAGAGCUUGCGGAGGCGAUUAUGGUCGUCAUGCGCGAUGGCGACUUUGUACCAACGCCGUCGAUAAUGCGCCUAGAAGAGCUUUGCAGUGUUGCUAUCGCUAACAUGGACGAUGAAACUUUCGAAGCAGCUCAGCGUGGUGUAUUCGAGAUGGAGAAGGGGUGCGUUGGGCGUUGUGCGUGUAGUAUCUGUCUCGCCUACUUCUAUGACCCGAAGCACCAACAGAGUGGUCAAUGCCAGUACAGGGCGUUGAUGAGUGCACCAGAGGCGUCAAAACUUCUUAGCGACCACACCGAAGAUAUCUUUGCGAGUCAGGCAUAUCUCCGACAGACGAUGCAGCAGCAUGGCGAAGAGAUCCUCUGCUACUGGCGAGCAGCCGAUCAGCGAGCACGCGCAACGCUACUACGCUCAGCGUAUCCCGAAAUACCGCAAAGCAAUAAUUUCGACGUAGGAAAGUCUUUGGAGGAGAUACGGCGCUCAGCAAAUCGAAAAGCUCUACUCUUGCCAUACCUCGAUUUGGAGACACUCGUGAAGGAUCAAGAAGCUCUCGUUGGUCUCGUCCAUCACCGAAAAGAAUCUCAUCCACAAGAGUGGGCACCCUUUGACAACGAACAGUUGCGCAGGUCUUGGACUUUGGGGCUCUAUGAGUCAGAUUUCAAUCACGGUGCCGUCACUUUCCAAGGUUCCAACUAUGGACAAUACACAAGCUGGCAUGCGGACGCCGCCCACCGACUCGACAUAGUCGGCUUUCCUCGUGGAAGAUUAGUCAUCGAGGCUCAGGCUACACUAAUGCUCUUCCUACGACAUGUUGUCAGAGAACUCGUCUAGGUGUCUUGUGGAGUCAAGAUUCCAGCUAAACGCACUCAACGAUCUUCUGUGUCGCUGAAAAUUGAUAGCACCUGGUCUGGAAU
Messenger RNA from Boeremia exigua, 1175 nucleotides. RefSeq lists its product as uncharacterized. The coding region runs from base 223 to 1092 and encodes 289 amino acids. The record is from RefSeq and is a predicted model, not a curated record. The transcript has a single exon. Lineage: Eukaryota; Fungi; Ascomycota; Dothideomycetes; Pleosporales; Didymellaceae.